AUGCGCGCGGUCUUUUUUGAUAGUGGGAUCGUGUGGCAGCUGAACAUCCGCAUCGGUAUCCCCGACAGGGUCAUGCUUCUGUGGGGCGAUGCAAUAGUUUAUCACUUGCUACUUACGCUGUCGUGCAUGACGAGUUCUCUGACGGUAGCGCGCAGCUGCCCCCCUAAACUCGAAUCGACAGCGUAUGCAACCGCUUCAGGAGUAACAAAUCUGAGCACCACCUGCAACAAGAUGCAGGGUGCAGUAGCGAUUGAAAUCGCUGGUAUUCAGAUGAAGGAAACGGCGCCGGGGGGCUGCGACUCCCAGAUGCCUCUCAACUUGAUUCUCGUCUCGCAGUGUCUUCUGCCUUGUGCAUGCAUUCCUCUCGUCUACUUCAUGCCGCCCAAGGUGACCCUCAACUCGGCCGUGCCGCCGCACCAGCGAAGACGCAGCAAAACAGCUGUUAAAUGCAGCAGCACUGACCAGAGCAAAACCCCUUGCAACCUACCUCAAGGCAGCGCCUCAACAGAACCUUUCUGUGUUGCAGCCUCGGAAACGCUGGCAUUGUUGGCGUCUGUAGGAGGCGACAAGAAGGUAGUGGCGGUAGUGUCGUCAAGGCCUCGUAUUGUUGAGGUCUGA
This is a messenger RNA of Eimeria acervulina, 618 nucleotides long. RefSeq lists its product as hypothetical. The record is from RefSeq and is a predicted model, not a curated record. Bases 1 to 618 code for a protein of 205 amino acids. The transcript has a single exon. Lineage: Eukaryota; Apicomplexa; Conoidasida; Eucoccidiorida; Eimeriidae.